GCCUGGUACCCUCUCUGACUGCCCUCUUCUUCUCCCUCAUCAGGCUUGUUCCAGGCGUGAAGGCCUACGUGGAAGAGCAGCAGGCGAAGGCCAGGGCGCAGAUAGCCGGGAGCGGCAGCAAGGAGCGUUCGCAGUGGCGGAAGAGGCUGCCAGACGUGGGCGCGGAGGCGGACGAGGUGCUGGGGGAGAUGCGCGCACUGAGGAACAAGGACAAGGCGUGGCAGGGGCGGUGCUCUGGGACCGUUUAUGUGGGCGGAGAGUCAUAUGAGAAGCACAUGAAGCUCAUAUCAGAUGCGUACACCAUGUUUCAGCACACCAACCCCUUGCAUCCAGACGUCUUCCCCAGCAUCACUCGCUUCGAGGCGGAGGUGGUUGCUAUGACCGCUGCCCUGCUGGGGGGGGGCGAUGGGGGGAGGAGUGAUGGCAGGGCGGAGCAGGCGGGGGCGGGGGAUGCGGGGGGGAAGGGGGGGAAGGGGGUUAAAGACGGAGCGAAUGGGGGGGAGAAGGGAGGGGUGGGGAGGGAGGUGUGUGGGAACAUGACGAGUGGGGGGUCGGAGAGUAUCCUGAUGGCUGUGAAGGCUGCUAGGGAUUACAUGCGCGCCAAGAAGGGCAUCACUCGCCCUGAGAUGCACCACCCUCCCCCACACUCCCCACACAGGAUAGUACCCGUGUCAGCGCAUGCAGCGUAUGACAAGGCAGCGGAGUAUUUCCAUGUGCACCUGCUGCGAGCACCUGUGGCAGACGACUGGUGUGUGGAGGUGGAUGCAGUGCGGCGCCUCUGCUCCCGCAACACCGUGCUGAUAGUGGCAUCAGCGCCUGGCUUUCCACAUGGCAUCAUCGACCCCAUUCCGGAGCUGGGCGAGAUAGCAGUGCGCUGGGGCACGUGUCUGCAUGUGGACUGCUGCCUCGGAGGCUUCGUGCUGCCCUUUGCCAAGAAGCUCGGCUACCCCCUCCCCCCGUUUGACUUCUCGGUCCCCGGAGUGACGUCCAUAUCAGUGGACUGUCACAAGUACGGCCUCGCUCCCAAGGGCACGUCCGUGGUGCUGUAUCGGAACAGGGAGAUCAGGAAGCAUCAAUUCUGCGCUGUCACGGAGUGGAGUGGCGGACUGUACGUGUCUCCCACUGUCUCUGGCAGUCGCUCAGGGGCUCUCAUUGCUGGCGCCUGGGCAGCCAUGAGAGGCAUUGGCAUGCAGGGAUACAUGGACAUCACAAAACGGCUAAUGGAGGCAUCAAAGGCAAUCGUGGCAGGGGUAUCGCGCAUAAAGGGACUGAAUGUGGUGGGGGAGCCGGACAUGACGGUCAUAGCAAUGGCAUCGGAUCAGCUUGACAUAUAUCGGAUCAAUGAUGCUAUGUCACACAGGGGAUGGGCCCUCUCCGCCCUGCACAAACCAGCCAGCAUUCACCUGUGUGUGACGCUGCAGCACGUGGGUGUGGUGGAUACCUUCCUGGCAGACCUGCAGGCUGCUGUGGAUGAGGUGCGCUCAUCACCCUCUCCCUCAUCGCAAGGCAUGGCUCCUAUAUAUGGUGCUGGUAACCGCAUGCCGGAUAGAGGAGCUGUCAAGGAAUUGCUGUUGGACUAUAUGGACUCGCUCACAUGA
Molecule: messenger RNA, 1598 nt
Organism: Closterium sp. Naga37s-1
Lineage: Eukaryota; Viridiplantae; Streptophyta; Zygnematophyceae; Desmidiales; Closteriaceae
Source: the annotation of a GenBank genome assembly